Lolium perenne is the source of this 1238-nucleotide messenger RNA. The record is from RefSeq and is a predicted model, not a curated record. Lineage: Eukaryota; Viridiplantae; Streptophyta; Magnoliopsida; Poales; Poaceae.
AGAAGAGAACGGGCGCUUCCUGUAUCGCCCGGCUACAGCGCUAGAUACGAGAAACAACGGCCUGCUUGCAGCCCGAUGCGGGCGCUAGCGCCGGCGAUGCCGAUCCGGUGCGUCUCCCUCGCCUCCCGCGCUUCUCCUUAUCCACGCGCGCGCUGACUCCUUCACCCUCGUUCCAAAUCGCGGCUAAUCGGAGAAGCCCCUAAAUCCUCUUCUAAACCAUAGGACCGAUGCUCCAAAUCGCCCCCAAAUCGGCCCCAAAUCACCACCUCCUGAACCUUGAACUACGGCCGGCGCCGGAGCCUUUGGAGUUCCCUCCGUCGGGGCCUUAUCUCGUCCGGCCGGCAGUGCCUCACCUCGUCCUGCCGCCGGUGCCCAUGGCAGCCUCCUCUUCCGCACCAUGCUGGCCCGCCAGGCUGCAGCAGGUGCUGCGGCUCAAGGCCCUUGCUGGGCACCAUCUGCAGGCGUUGAUUCCUCUGUGUCUCCUUGGUUCACGCAUGAAAAUAUGGAUGACUCCGAUCUGGAAGUAUGAUUGGUUGAUCGAGCAAAUCUUCGCUGUGAUAUUAUGGGCGUGGGGGUCUGAAUGUUCUUCCCUGCGGCGCUAGAGCGGUCUGACUCGGACGUCAGGAGGAAAGGUUGUACGUCCAAGGCACUGGCCGGUCUGAAAUCAGGAUGAGACUUGGAAGAAGGCACAAGAUCAUGACACGAUAUCCACGGCUAGGUGAAGAAUUCAGUCAUUUUUCUCAUUCACGCCGUGGACCAUACGACGGGCUACAGAUCAGUACGUGCAUGUAUCUCUUCCUUGCCAGCUAAAAUGUUCUCCCAAAAUUAAGCCGCCGUGUACACGAGGGCACGCGGAAGAUUAAUUAACGUUAAUUUAAAUUACCGUCGGUAACACGAAAAUAACAGCGUGCCCUCAAUCUUAAUUGCCACCUCUCCAAUUGAACACUUCCGAUACAACAGUGCAGUCAGCCAAUAAUUUAGUUUUUCACUGCGAGCCGGGGCGUUUGUGCCUGAGUCUUGAUCCAUCAUGCAACCUGCAUGCAUGAAAAUUUUAUGGUUGAAUUCGACUAUCCCGAAAUAACUAUGGGAGAGAUAUCGAGCCAGGGGCAAUGCAGUUGGUGGUGCUUUUUAUCUUUCCUUAAAUUGUGGAUCGCUCUUCUUCUGUUUUUUUCCCAGGCCCCUGUACAAAAUGGUUGCCCGUAAGAUUCAUUUUGUAAAAAUUGUCUGUAGAUGUAGCA